Rhizoctonia solani is the source of this 291-nucleotide messenger RNA. RefSeq lists its product as uncharacterized. NCBI's taxonomy places the organism in Eukaryota, Fungi, Basidiomycota, Agaricomycetes, Cantharellales, Ceratobasidiaceae. The transcript is spliced from 3 exons. The coding region runs from base 1 to 291 and encodes 96 amino acids. The record is from RefSeq and is a predicted model, not a curated record.
AUGCCCCGGCGCGCCGAGUACGAAUUCAAACAGCCCACCAAAGAGUUGACCUAUUGUGCUCAGCUCCAGGAGUGGGCUGAUUUCUACAAGGUCAAGCUGAACUGGGUAGAUGCAGACGUACAGACAAUGGAACCACAGAUUAAAGAAUACGGUUAUCCGGAAUUCACUGCUCCCGGAAAAAGUCUGCGUGAUGCCCGCCAACUGGCCUCCCAGCAAAUUAUUGAUUCACCCGGGAAGCUUGAAUUUGCCAAGAAUCGCCCAGCUCCACCCACUAUUUAUCAUACGCGUUAA